CCUGUAUGAAUACGAAAAACAGACCACGUGGUGUAAAAGCAGACUGCAGCUUCUUUUGUUCAAAUCAAUCAAACCAGAGACGGACAGAGAGCCGCUGAAUCAGGAAAUCGCCGAAAACAGCUUGAGUUUGAAAGAUGCCACGCAAGAAGGUGACAGAUGUCUCAGGGAAUGGUGGGAUGAAAAGGAAGCGAGCCAGCGGGAAAAGGAGAGAGAGGGAUUUCAGCAGUGAUGACGAGUUUGACUUUGAGCAGGAAAACAACAAGAAAUCCGGCAAACCCACCACCAAGUCUGGUCUCCAACCGGUCACUGUGGCAGACGACGUGAAAGAGAAAAUAAAACUCGAGUGCCCAAAGGUAAAGGGCCAACUGCUCAUCUUUGGGGCAACCAACUGGGAUUUGAUUGGAAGAAAGGAGGUUCCCAAACAGCAAGCUGCUUUCCGCAACCUGGGCCAAAAUCUCUGGGGCCCUCAUCGUUAUGGCUGCCUAAAUGACGUCCAGGUUAGCUGCGUGGUGUCCGGCCCCUGUGCUGCUCACAGUCUCUUCAUAACCACAGAGGGCAAGCUGUGGAGCUGGGGUCGUAAUGACAAAGGUCAGCUGGGUCAUGGAGACACCAAGCGCCUGGAAGCUCCCAAGUUAAUCGAGGCCCUGGCAGAGCAUGUUAUUGUUUCUGUAGCCUGUGGACGCAAUCACACCCUGGCACUCACAGAGGAUGGCGCUGUGUAUUCAUUUGGAGAGAACAAGCUGGGCCAGCUUGGUCAGGGCAACCAGACUGAUGCAGUCCUCACCCCAGCACUGAUUUCCUACAAUGGGCAGCCCCUGGUGAAGGUGGCUUGUGGUGCUGAAUUCAGCAUGGUGGUGGACUGCAAAGGAAACCUGUACUCGUUCGGCUGCCCAGAGUAUGGACAGCUGGGCCACAACAGUGAUGGAAAGUUCAUAGCUCGUGCCCAGCGCAUAGAGUUCGACUGUGAGCUCAUCCCUCGUCGUGUCGCGAUCUUCAUUGAGAAGUCCAAGGAUGGCCAGAUCAUGCCUGUGCCUAACGUGGUUGUGAGAGACGUGGCCUGCGGGGCUAAUCACACGCUGGUGCUGGACUCUCAGAAGCGCGUGUUCACCUGGGGCUUUGGCGGCUAUGGGCGCCUCGGUCACACCGAACAGAAGGAUGAGAUGGUUCCCCGGCUGGUCAAGCUGUUUGACUUUCCUGGCCGUGGUGCCAGUCAGAUCUAUGCAGGCUACCAAUGUUCGUUUGCUGUCAGCGAGAUGGGUGGGCUGUUUUUCUGGGGGGUGACCAAUACUUCUAGAGAGUCAACCAUGUACCCCAAAGCUGUGCAGGAUCUUUGUGGCUGGAAGAUCCGCAGCCUGGCAUGUGGGAAGAGCAGCAUCAUCAUUGCUGCAGAUGAGAGUACAAUCAGCUGGGGACCCUCGCCCACAUUUGGAGAGCUGGGAUACGGAGACACCAAACCCAAAUCCUCCACCACCGCCCAGGAGGUAAAGACCUUGGAUGGCAUCUACAUUGAGCAGGUGGUGAUGGGCUACUCUCACUCUCUGGUCAUUGCUAGACAGGAUACUGAGCAGGAACAGGAGAAACUUAAAAAGCUGCCUGAGUACAACCCCCGAACAAUCUGAAGGGCCCACCAGCAGUGACACCUCAACCCAUUUCACAGAGCAGAGGAACAACCAUGUGAUCAGCAGGAAUACCUGACCUGUUCAGUCGCUACUAGUCACGGCAUCGUGCUAGUGGGAUGGUUGAGUUGAGGGGAGAGGUGUUCACGAGUCUGAAGGUUAUCCACACAUCUCGACUCCCAACAGACUCCACAACAAUUUGGACACUCAAAUCAGAGAAGAUGGGACUGGAGACUGACAGAUGCUCUGGAUGGUCCAGCUCUCACAAUGAAUGGUCAAGAUAUCUUUACUUCCCAAUGAGCCUGCAACGGUUUGUUCUAAGCACAUCUCGUCCAGCAAAGUUGUGCUUCCCAAAAAACCCAUUCCAGUUUCUUUUCUCAUUCAUGUCGGGUCUCUUAAUUCUGUUUGUUUGUUUCAGUAUUGAUAGUUGUGACAUUUACAGGUGCUACUCCAGGAGCCCUCGGUCUUUUCCUACUGGGGGCAUUUUAAAGACCAACACUCCAUACCUGUGCCUUUUUCUACAUGUAUGUUCAGGUUAUGGAAUUCUUGUUUAUUUGGUUCCGAGGAUCAGCUGAUCCAUCUUGUCUGUGGCAGUGUGACCGAGUGUUUGCGACUGCUGCAGAUUAUAAUCAGGAUUUGGAACAUA
Molecule: messenger RNA, 2262 nt
Organism: Pundamilia nyererei
Lineage: Eukaryota; Metazoa; Chordata; Actinopteri; Cichliformes; Cichlidae
Gene: rcc2
Product: regulator of chromosome condensation 2
Exons: 13
Coding region: 135-1619 (494 amino acids)
Biological process (GO): negative regulation of GTPase activity
Cellular component (GO): membrane
Molecular function (GO): small GTPase binding
Source: RefSeq, a predicted model, not a curated record